Molecule: messenger RNA, 480 nt
Organism: Thermothielavioides terrestris NRRL 8126
Lineage: Eukaryota; Fungi; Ascomycota; Sordariomycetes; Sordariales; Chaetomiaceae
Exons: 3
Coding region: 1-480 (159 amino acids)
Biological process (GO): copper ion transmembrane transport
Cellular component (GO): membrane
Molecular function (GO): copper ion transmembrane transporter activity
Source: RefSeq, a predicted model, not a curated record
AUGCUCUGGAACUGGAACACCGUUGGCUCUUGCUUCCUUGCUUCGUCGUGGAAGAUUACUUCGGCUGGUGUGUUCGCCGGCUCCUGCAUCGGCGUCGUCUUCUUGGUUGUCGUACUGGAGAUGUUGCGUCGCGCUGUCAAAGAAUUCGACCGCUUUCUCAUCAACAAACACGCCGAAUCCCAGGCGGCAGCGGGCCCGCCCAACAAGUUAGGUGGUGAGGGCAGUCCGGCUCCGGUUUGUGCACCUAUCCGCGACGGGUAUCGCCCCAACGUCUACGAGCAGGCUUUCCGGGCCUUGCUCCACAUGCUUCAAUUUGCCGUUGCUUACUUUGUCAUGCUCCUCGCAAUGUAUUACAACGGGUACAUCAUCAUUUGCAUCUUCAUCGGUGCCUAUCUCGGUGCCUUUUUGUUCCACUGGGAACCCCUCGGCGGUGGGCAGCAGACAAGCGCAGCCAAGGAGGCAACGGUGUGCUGCGGUUGA